Molecule: messenger RNA, 995 nt
Organism: Ctenopharyngodon idella (grass carp)
Lineage: Eukaryota; Metazoa; Chordata; Actinopteri; Cypriniformes; Xenocyprididae
Product: olfactory receptor 1-like
Exons: 1
Coding region: 42-995 (317 amino acids)
Biological process (GO): G protein-coupled receptor signaling pathway
Cellular component (GO): membrane
Molecular function (GO): olfactory receptor activity; G protein-coupled receptor activity
Source: RefSeq, a predicted model, not a curated record
UAUAUUUUCAGCCUGUGCAAAACAACAAACACAAAACUGCCAUGAGUUUAUCCCAGAAUAUCUCGAUUGUUCAUCCAGAACACUUUUUCAUCACUGGUCUUACAGGUACACCGUACAGCACUUAUUACUAUAUAUUCUUAUUUAUCAUGUACUUUAUUUCUAUAAUUGGGAACUCGAUAGUCCUUCUCGUUAUAGCUCUUCACCGGAGCCUGCACAGUCCAAUGUACAUUGGUGUGUUUAACUUGGCCUUGGCGGAUAUUGGUGAAACUAAUGCACUGAUUCCUCACAUGAUGAAGAUUUUUUUUUCGGACUCACAGUACAUCUCUUACAAUGCUUGUUUGGCAAGCAUGUUUUUUAUAAACUUCUUUAUUACUGUUCAGACUUACACUCUUGUUGUUCUGGCAUUUGAUCGUUUCGUUGCAAUCUGUUUGCCACUAAGAUAUAAUGCCAUAGUGAAUAAUAAGUUCAUGGCUAUAGUGUUUUCAGUAAUAUGGGCAUUUAACACCUUUAUAGUAACACUGUCAACAUCUAUGAUGACCACACUUUCAUUCUGUAAUUCCAACGUGGUAGAGAGUUGGUAUUGUGACUAUGGAUGUUUGUUGAGGAUGCCAUGCAAUGACAAUAGCAUUAAUAAUUUUAUAGCAAUUCUAUGUGAAGCUUUAUUCCUUGUAGCACCACCGUUCAUUAUAGUCCUGUCAUAUGUGGGCAUUUUUAUUGCUUUAUGUAAAAUUACAACUUGGGAAGGACGUUUUAAAGCACUGAAGACCUGUGUUUCUCACCUUUUGGUAGUUGGAUCAUUCUUUCUUCCCAUACUAUGCAUUUUGAUUGCUGCACCUUCUGCUAAUGCCAGGAUCAUUAGCGGAUCAUUUUCAUUUGCUCUUCCACCAAUGCUAAAUCCCAUCAUUUAUGUUUUAAACACAGCUAAAAUCAAAGACUUAAUCCGAAAAGUGCUUAAAAACAGAUCUGCACCAAUUAGAGGGAAUGUUUCAAAAUGA